GGGAUUGUUUUGAUCAGCGCGGCUGUUUCCAACGUGUUGUUAGACCUGUCCUAUAAUGUGCUCUACUGUUAUUGUACCGACAGCAGAUAUAAUGUCACAUGUAGACACUCAAGAGGAAAACAGCGGCCCCGAAGAAGAGCUAAGAGGGAGUAAGAGGAAAAUUUCCCUCUCAAACUGUGGUGUCUGUGGAUCAGAGGAAGCGAAGUACAGAUGUCCGGCUUGUCUUGCUCAUUCAUGCAGCUUGCCAUGUGUGAAAAAACACAAAGAAGAUUCAGGAUGCAGCGGAGUUAGAAAUAAGACUGCUUUUGUGAAGCUCUCACAGUUCGAUGAAAUGGCACUUCUCAGUGACUACAGGUUUCUGGAGGAUACAGGAAGAUUUGCUGACAGUGCAAAUAGAGACAGCCUCGUCCGGACCCCUCGAUCCACUAUUAAAGCAAAGAGACUCUCAGCUAACGCCAGAAAGAUCAACAUCACGCUGAGGUUCCUCCCUGUUAACUUUACUAAGAGCAGAGAAAACUCCACCUUCUACCUGGCCAAAGAACGACUUUUCCUGUGGCACGUGAAGCUCAUCUUUCCUCAAAGCGGCACCGAGUUCAGUCAGAGGAGGGUGUCUGAGAAGAAAACCUUGGAACAGAUCUUGACCCCUUACAUCCAUCCCACAGAGUCUGACCCUGUGACACGACAAAAGUUGAAGAUGUACGUGCACGCUCCGUUUGAUCAUGUGAAAGUCUUCAUGAAAGCAGAGGGGAGAAAAGCCAACUCUGUGAGGUACCACGAGUUGGAUAUUCACAACAGCCUGAGGGACAACCUGAGCUACAAAACACUGAUUGAAUAUCCUGUGCUGCAUGUAGUGCUCAAAGAUCACUGGAAGAACUAUCCUCUCAAAGGACCAGCUGAACAUGCACCGGCCUGUUUUACAACAAUGAGCAACAAAUCAGUCCUGGAGAGCAAGGAUGUGACCCAAGCUUCAUCAACCCUAUCAGUGCCACAAACUCCGUCGGGUACCAACAUCUUGAUGGGAACCCCAGAGAAGAGCCCUGAACCGCCAAAGCAGAAAAGGGCCAAGAGGGAGACGGAGGAGGAAGAACUAGAGGAGGGAGAAAUCACAGACAGUAGUGAAGAAGAGAAAGAACAAACCCCAUGUGCUAGAAGCUGUGAUGGUGACAGGAGGCCUGAGGUGAUAAACAACGGACCAGCAGACAGAGUGGACACUAAUGUUGAUGACAGUAUGAGUAAACACAGCGACAGCAGCAGGAGUCUGUGUAUAAAAAUUGACUUCUCUGGUCCAACCGAUGACAAGGCAGCCACCAGAGAGAGCGCUGAGGUCGGCAUGACUAAGGAGGUAGCUGUGAUGGAGCUGGAGCCUGCUCAGAGCCCAUCACUGUCAGGAUGAAAAUGAGUCAGCGAGCGCUGCUGACAGCUGUGGAUCGGAAUGAUAAUGCCCAGAUGUUCACAAUGAAACAAAUGAGGAGGCAGACGUAUCUGACAGGAAGCCAUCAAUCUUGUGUCAGUGCAGUGAAGCGAUCCAACCAGACAGUAUUUUCAGUUUUAUUUCACAGAUUGUUUAAAGAAGAAGAAUUAUUAUAAUACAAAUAUAUCAGUGUGUUAAAUUGGAAAAUGUCAGUGUCUUUGUUUAUGUUUAGGGUUGAGCUGAUCUGUCUGGAAGCUUUGCUUUCUGUAAGACUUUUCUGGGCAAGGUUGAAGAGUCUGUAUUUGUGUUACACUGCUGCACAUCUCUGUUGAAUUUUAACUCUAAUACCAAAAAAUACAACAUAUAUAUUUUUACACAUUUCUUCUACAUUUAUCAUCAAAAUUUCAAUCUGUACUUAACUGUCUUUAUCACAGAAAUGUGUGCCUGAAAAAAAUUCUACCUAUAAGCAACUGUUGUUUUAUGAAUACCUGCCUCUUACCUGGUCUCUCCGCCCAGUGCUAUGAAAAGUACAUAGCUUUCCUCAUACCAGCAGACACCAUGGAUGAAAGGGAAGGUUAUAAAGAAGUUUGCUUGCAUUUAAAGUUUGUAUUUGUUAGAAAGGCUGUUUAGAGUUGGUUCAUACAUGGUCACAUACCUCUUCUGGUGCUUGAUCUAUAUCCUAUUGUGGCCAAAGCAUAGCAUAAAUGUUUGAUUUGAACCAUAGAGGACUGUGUUGAAAGGUGUAAAAGGAGUAUGUGUCACCUUAAAAGCUGUCAUGGACUUUCUGAUUCUCUUCAGCUCACUUAGUCUCCUUUUAUCAGUUAUGUGGCAUGAAUCAAAGGUCCACAACACCAACAGCCUGUGUCAGUUGCCUCCAUUUUGCACAGAGGCAGCCCUUAUUUUGAGUACAAAACCGAUGCAGUCCGGUGUUUUCAGCACUCAGCAUCCUCAGUGCAUAUAUGCCUUCUGCAAAACAAAAAUGUCACAUGCACAAAUGCCACUCACCAGCCAAUCAAAAUCAAGACUUCUGAUAUAAGUUUUGUGAACAGCAAUGGAAGCAGAGAAGCGGUUUUAACUCGUCUUUUCAAGGAUGCUACUGCUUCCUAUACAAUGACUCAAUACAUUAUUUUCAUGUCUUCUUGCUGAAAUUCCCUUGAGUAAGGAAAACUAUUGAACACAGCUAUUUAAAACAGACCAUGCUGUCCUAUGAUGUAACUUAGCCACUAUAAAUGCCAUCUGAAAAUGAGGUUGUGGGUGUUGCCAGUGCAAAAAGCCAACUGGACACAAGCCCUUAGUUUUCAUUUCUUCUCAUUAUUGCCCACUGAUGUUUCAUGCUGAUGAAGGUUAUGUGAUAUUUCUAAUAAAUGAUGAAAUUAC
Molecule: messenger RNA, 2788 nt
Organism: Cheilinus undulatus (humphead wrasse)
Lineage: Eukaryota; Metazoa; Chordata; Actinopteri; Labriformes; Labridae
Gene: znhit6
Product: zinc finger HIT-type containing 6
Exons: 10
Coding region: 56-1393 (445 amino acids)
Biological process (GO): snoRNA localization; box C/D snoRNP assembly; maturation of LSU-rRNA from tricistronic rRNA transcript (SSU-rRNA, 5.8S rRNA, LSU-rRNA)
Cellular component (GO): nucleus; pre-snoRNP complex
Source: RefSeq, a predicted model, not a curated record